AUGCCAUUGACGCAAUUUCGCACUGCCGCCGUGCGUCUGCAGUUCCGCGCCUUGCGACAGCAAACGCAACUCCGAGCGCAUUCAACAUCUACAAAUGCCAACAAGACUGCAGAAUCAGCCACGGCAAAGACGCCAACCGCUUCUGCCACCCCAUCCCCAUCUCUGCCACCCAUCUGGCAGCGUUUGGGGCCUCUGACUACAGCCGCUAAUGCAUACAGUCGAUCGCAGCGAAAACGGCCGUAUACUACGCAAAUUGUAGGCGCCGUCGUCAUUUAUCUCUUUGCCGAUCUGAGUGCUCAGCGUAUCGGAGGAAGGGAAUACGAACCCAAGAGGACAGCGAGGAUGCUUCUCAUAGGAUUCGCCGCUGCCGUUCCGUAUUUUCACUGGUUCCGCUUCCUAAGUAGAAACUUCAACUACGCAUCCAAAACCCUCUCCAUAGCUACCAAGGUCGCCCUGAACCAGCUCUGCUUCACGCCCACCUUUAGCACGUACUUCUUUGGUGCCCAAGCCCUCCUGUCCGGGGAAUCCUUGGAAGCAACCGUCCAGCGGAUUUGGGAUACCGUCCCCACCAGCUGGCUCAACUCGUUCAAGGUGUGGCCUGCGACUGUCGCCUUCUCCAUGGCCUUCCUGCCGUUUGAGUUUCGAAGCAUUUUCGCCGGCGUUGUGGCCGUCGGGUGGCAGACGUACCUGAGCUAUCUUAAUAGACAAGCUGAGCUGCUGGAGGAGGCUAGGAAGUUGGUCAAGGGGACAGCAGACGCAGGGAGCAUAGUCGUAGCGGCCAUUCGAGAGCGUCAGGAGCAGCAGGCUCCGUCGGCAGCGUAA
Messenger RNA from Metarhizium acridum CQMa 102, 822 nucleotides. RefSeq lists its product as uncharacterized. NCBI's taxonomy places the organism in Eukaryota, Fungi, Ascomycota, Sordariomycetes, Hypocreales, Clavicipitaceae. Gene Ontology annotation, cellular component: membrane; cytoplasm; mitochondrion. The record is from RefSeq and is a predicted model, not a curated record.